AUGUUCAAUAUUGCAGAAUCCAACGAUAAUAUUCUUCAGCAAUUUGGGCUGACCCAUUCAACUUCGGAUAUUUUCUUAGCUAAUCAUAGACAUAAUCCGUUUGUGCAUGUCGAUAUUGAACGAUUCCAUAAUCGGAGAAAAAUUGGAAUUGGUAAUUUUGGCACGGUAUAUCAUGCAAAAUUAGACGGUCAUCGAGAUGUGGCAAUAAAAACAUUGAAUAACGGAUACAGUACAAAUGACUUAAAUAAUCCAUCGAUAAUCAACGGAUUAUUGAACGAGGCAAAUAUUAUGGCUCAACUAAAUCAUCCGAAUUUAUUAAGUAUGAUUGGUGUUACAAUUGUAAGAGGUGCAUUGGGUAUUGUCACCGACUACAUGUGGAACGGUUCGUUGAAAGAUUAUUUUCGAACUUAUAAAAGUAUUUUCCAACAGGCUAAUAUUACCGAAGUUAAUCAGUGUUUAAAUCAAUUUGCUCGUCAAAUUCACAAUGCAAUGGUCUACUUAGAACAAAAUUUUAUUAUACACCGAGAUUUAGCAGCAAGAAAUUGUCUACUAGACGCCUAUGGUCAAAUUAAAGUGGCUGAUUUUGGAUUUACAAAAUUUACCAAAAAUGGUAUUUACACGGGAAAUCACCAAACAAUUUGUGCUAUUCGUUGGACAGCACCGGAAGCAUUGUCGCUUCAGCUCUACAGUCCAAAAUCCGAUGUUUGGAGUUACGGUAUUGUUCUAUGGGAAAUUUAUACACUGGGCCAGAAUCCAUACGGUGAUAUGUCGGAGCGUCGCGUCCAGUAUUGUGUUGAGCAAUUGCCGAUUGAACAAAUACUGUUAGAACCAUAUUUUGGCUCCACGAAUAUAUAUCAUAAUCUUAUUCUUCGAUGUCUCAGAAAAGAUUUGGAAUCUCGACCAUUCUUUUGUCAAUUACAACCAUACGUUGACAUGUUUUUAACGUGA
Messenger RNA from Didymodactylos carnosus, 948 nucleotides. NCBI's taxonomy places the organism in Eukaryota, Metazoa, Rotifera, Eurotatoria, Philodinida, Philodinidae. The record is from the annotation of a GenBank genome assembly.